AUGGUGAAAGUUGCAGUAUUGAUGUCCAGUCUCGUCGCCGCAAACAAGCCAAUUUUCAAAGCAGUGAUGGAGAAUGACGCUGCGAAAGUAAGAGAACUCAUCGCUGCUGGACAAGACAUCAACGAGCAAAUGCUGGGUAGUCUUCAAUCGCCCCUGAUGGCAUCCUGCUUGGGCGGUCAUUUGGAAGUCGCCAAGGCCCUGCUUGAAUUGGGAGCGGAUGUUACUGUACCCGAAAUGGAUGGUUAUACGCCUAUGCAUGGAGCGGCUUUCCAGGGCAGAGCAGAACUAGUAAAGGCAUUAUUGGAUCAUGGAGUUCCAAUCAGCGGAACUGAACACAAAGACGGUUACGCUCCUUUUCAUAGGGCCUGCUGGGGAGGUGAAGAACGCCACUCUCAAACUGUACAAGGAUCGGUACACGGAUAA
Messenger RNA from Oikopleura dioica, 423 nucleotides. Lineage: Eukaryota; Metazoa; Chordata; Appendicularia; Copelata; Oikopleuridae. The record is from the annotation of a GenBank genome assembly.